GGUCGCCAUGGGAACCGCAGCCGGAGGCGCCAUGAGCCGCGCGGUGACCGGCGCUUUGCAGGCCCAGCACCUUGGGGACGGCCGACAAAUGGCCUCCGGUCGGACCCUCUAUUACCCCUACGACCCUCCAUACACACUGUCAAGUAAGAAGGAUCAUUCGAAGUCAAAUGCACUUGUUGGUGAUAAAGUGGUAAAGGCACCAGUGCUCAGAAGUAUGUUUAGAACCUUGAUCCAUUUCCCAAGCUAUGGUGAGUGGUUGGAAGGCAAAGAUCCAGUACCUCCAUUUAUUGACCAAAGAUGGAAAGGGAGUGCUCAGCAUCGCCUGGUGGCUCUUCAGCAGCUUGCUGCAGCUCGAUCUUCUCUUCAGAUACCUCAGAUUGUGUAUGAAGAUCCUGAAGUUAGUGGAAGGAAUCGCUACAAGUAUUUUGCACGACCUCUCAUCACUUCUUAUAAGCCGCUUCCACUAAAUAUUACUUAUUCAAUGGCACAGACAGAGCCCUAUGUUCAUUCACAUACAGGAGACAGCAAGGUCUUUAGUCCCAGGUUACGAACUUUGGGCACACAAACAGAUUACAGAGAUGGUGAAGCCCAGACGGAUCCCUAUUCCCCAGAAUAUGUAGUUCCUAGUGGCUCAGUCCCUGAACUUCUGACACUUGCUACACUCACUUGGGGUCAUGGUCUACCAGCAGGACUAGCUGAGGUGGAGAUGAUUGAACGCGCCCGGGAAAAACGUGCUUGGGAAGCAACUCUUCCAGCCAUGGACAGUGCCUCAAAUAUUGAGAAGAGGAGGAAAAUGAUGGAGGAUAUGGAGAGGAAGGAAUGGGCCUUUAGAGAACAGGAAAUAGAAAAGUUGCAGAAGGUUCGACUGGAAGUCUUGAAGAAGCUGCUCUGGAGGCAAGAGGAGAAUCAGAAUGAGCUGGUUGCCAAGCGCUUGGAUGCCCACUGGCAAAAUCAUCAGAAAGCUAAAGAAGAGAAAAUGAAAAAGAUUCAGGGUGACACUUCAUUGAUGCUCAGGAAACUGAUAGCUAAGAGGAAGAAUGUAAUGGGGAAGCUGGAGAGACGAGAUAUCAUCAAGGAGUAUAUUGACUUUGCAUCACAACCAUACGCUCCUUUGUCUAGAAUUGGUUAUUUUCCAGACAACCAUUCUGAACGUUACGUGUUAAAAAACUUCUAUCUUAACACCUUUGCAGGACUCUGUGAAUUGGAAGCAUCUCUCCCAGAUUCUGUCACCCAGGUCAAGAUUAAAGCUCCAAAACCUAAGCAAGCUAUCACUAAGACUGGAUACGUUAAAAAAGCAGCAAGGCUAGAGGUGGCACUGGCACAAGUUCACCAGGCACUACUGGAGAAGAAGGAGGAAGUCAAGGAGCCAAAGAAGAAGCCCCUCCCUUUACUUCAAGAAGAAAAGCCUGUUCCUCGGCCACCCACUCCAAUCCUGGAAAAGCCAUCAGUUGAGGAAGAGGAAACAGAACUGGCAGUGAUCUGUCUGCAGCAGUUGCUCCGAGGCAGGGCUAUUCAGAACAUGAUGUUUGAAGGGAAAGAGAAGCAGCUGGAACUGAUCCGAGAGCUGCGUACCACUCAUGCACUCCAGGAGGAUGGACAUCUGCUUUUGAAAGCAGAGGAGCAAAUGACACUGGCUCUACAGCAACAGCAUGAGUUACAUAUGCACAAGCUGUCAUCAGUGGAAACCCACUUGGCCAGGGAAGAAGGAAGGGUAUUGGCAAACAUGUUUGAUUUCCUGUCCAAAGAGCUGGUGAGGCUGCAAGAAGAACGCAGGAUCCAUGCUUUUGUCAUGCUGGCUGAGAGGCAGAGGCGGAUGCGGGAAGCAGAGGAGAGCGGACGGCGUCAGGUGGAACUGAAGCGGCGUCAGGAUGAAGAUGAGGUUUUCAGACAGGUGGUGAAAGUGCACCAGAGCACUAUUGACUCCUACUUGGAAGACAUUAUCCUGAGUAGCAUGGAGGACACAGCUGAAGAGCAAGCCAGGGAAGAGGUUCAGAGAAUGGCUGUAGAAAUCAAUGACAUUGCUUAUGAAAUGGAAAGUCGUCGAACUCACCUACAAUCAGAAGAGAUUGUAGCAGAGAUGGUUUAUGAUUUCCUCAUCCCAGAAGCUGAAAAAAUGUCUAUCAGAGAAAAAGUGAGGCAGUGUCAAAGAAAACACAUCUAUGCUGCUCAUCAGAUCAUCCACAGGGACACAGAGAGGGUAGUGGCUGAUCUGGCACGGCAUCAGGAGACAUCUGCCAGCAAGAUAAAGGGAGACCUUCCUGCUGGGACAGCCAGCACUGCCGUGAGUGAGACAGCUGCUGGCCCAAGUGCAGCUGACAGCACUUGCUCUGCCACAGUUGCAGAGGAACUAGCUAAACCGUGUGAAGAAAGCGCAGGGCAGACAGCAGAUGACCCUCCUGAUGGACCAGGCAAGGAUCCCACAGCCUCCUAAAGACAGAAGAUGUGCAAGGACGAUUGGAAUGAAAAUACAGAAGUCUCAUUGCUAAUGUUCACAAGAAUUACAACUGGAGGGAGCAAUGGAUAAAGUGGACAACUGCAGCCUCCACACAGAGGGGUAAAAUGUAGUCCUCAGGCAAGGAAACAACAGCACCAGCUGCAAGGUGCUCUCUAGUACAUCUUUGACAGUAGGGAGACUGUUGUAGGAAUCCUCUGCCUGGUUUUGGUACCUGCUGUUUAAGGAGGGUAUUAAAAGCUGUUGUAGAGGAGAUACAAUUAGAAAGAUGUAAAGGAGGCAAAGUUCCCCUUCCAGUCAGCUUAACAAGAAGUUACGUGGUGACUGGGUCCUGCUCAAGGGGCCCUGACCUUCAGAAGAGAGACCAGAGACUGGAGCAGAGGGUUCCUGUGCAAACACAGUGAAGGAUGGGAGCCCACAGCUUGCAUUCACCCUGGGAGAAGGCCAGGAGAGACAGAAGACCUCAGCGCCCAUGUCUGGAGGAGAAGUGCCCAAGGAUAACUCACCACCACGCCGAGUUCCUGCGGAUUGUGAUGAGCAGUGGCAACCUUCAAAUCAAUGAACUCACCCAGCGAGGUGCUGCAGUUCAGGCAGCGAUGCCUUUGCCGACGUAAGCGGCCACCCUCAAUCUCAGGGGCCAGACUUGUCGAGCAGAGCAGCUCUGGUCUCAGCACGAGGUCCCGGGACUGAUGUAAGUGAAGUGAUGGCAUCACUGCUUCUGGUGCUGCCAGGCUGUGGUCAGCUCCGUGGUCCCCUUGCCCAGGUAAUCCAGUGCAGGGCUGAGUGGUGGGGGCUGAACAAAAGCAGACCCAUGGCCC
Messenger RNA from Pezoporus occidentalis (night parrot), 3270 nucleotides. It is a transcript of the gene CFAP91, whose product is annotated as cilia and flagella associated protein 91. The transcript has 18 exons. The coding region runs from base 8 to 2431 and encodes 807 amino acids. NCBI's taxonomy places the organism in Eukaryota, Metazoa, Chordata, Aves, Psittaciformes, Psittacidae. The record is from RefSeq and is a predicted model, not a curated record.